AUGGCGGAACCUGUCUCAUCGCCCGCUAAGCCCGUCCACACAAUCGUGCUGGACGCCGGCCCCAUCAUCAAAAAUUCCCCGCCGCUUUCCACUUUGCUCGCCCAAUGCGACGAAAUUAUCACCACCCCGAAAGUGGUGAGCGAAAUUCGCGAUCCCGACGCCCGCGCCCGUAUCGAGACCCUCUAUCUGCCCUUCCUCAAGCAGCGAACCCCCACCCCGAACAGCUUCAGCGUUGUUAGCGAAUUCGCCCGAAAGACCGGUGACCGUUCUGUGCUGAGUCGAAACGAUAUCGAAGUGCUGGCCCUCGCCUAUGAGAUCGAAUGUGAACGUAAUGGAGGCGACUGGCGACUGCGAAGCGUCCCGGGUCAAAAGCGUGUGAAUGGAAAGCCGCCCGUGAAAGAGGACGAGCCCAAGGAACAGGGGUCGAAGGAAAACUCUGAGGCCACUGGCGUGGAUGCAAUCACCGAAGGUGUUAAAGGCGCAGUCGUUAUCGACAGCGUUGAGAAGGCAGAGGCGAAGAUCAAGGAGAACGGUGCAGCCUCCGAGACCGCCCCCGAGACCGCCACCCCGACCGAGGUUGUGAAUGAGGAUACCGCCGAGGCUCAAGGCGAGGACGCAGAAGAAGAUGACACCGUUGACUCGGAUGGCGGAGAAUGGAUCACACCCUCCAACUACAAGAAGCGGCUGGCCCGCGACGAAGCUGGUGGUGCUGCAUCGGCCGCCUCGGAGCCGAAAACCAUGCAGGUUGCAACCAUGACCACUGAUUUCGCAUGCCAAAACGUUCUUCUCCAAAUGAACCUCAACCUUCUGUCGACAACCACUCUGCAGAGAAUCCAGCAUCUGCGCACUUUCAUCAAGCGCUGCCAUGCCUGCUUCCUCACCACCAAGGACAUGAACAAGCAGUUCUGCCCUCGUUGCGGUAAAGAUACUCUUACUCGUGUUUCCUGCACUACCACUGCCAAUGGCCAAUUCACCAUGCACCUGAAGAAGAACAUGCAGUGGAAUAACCGUGGUAAUGUGUACAGUGUCCCCAAGCCUGUCGCAGGUACCGCCAACGGCAAGUGGAAGGGAGGCGGUGGCAAGGGUGGAUGGGGUCGAGAUCUUGUCCUCGCCGAAGAUCAGAAGGAGUUUGUCCGCGCUAACGCUGAAGAGGAGCGCCGCCAGCGUCGGGAGCGUGACCUGAUGGACGAGGACUACCUGCCCGGUAUCCUGACCGGUGAGCGCAACAGACAGGGAGGACGUACCAAGGUUGGCGCUGGCCGAAACGUCAACUCGCGAAAGCGCUAA
Messenger RNA from Penicillium argentinense, 1287 nucleotides. Its product is annotated as rRNA-binding endoribonuclease. The record is from RefSeq and is a predicted model, not a curated record. Gene Ontology annotation, cellular component: preribosome, small subunit precursor. Gene Ontology annotation, biological process: ribosomal small subunit biogenesis; maturation of SSU-rRNA. Bases 1 to 1287 code for a protein of 428 amino acids. The transcript has 2 exons. NCBI's taxonomy places the organism in Eukaryota, Fungi, Ascomycota, Eurotiomycetes, Eurotiales, Aspergillaceae. Gene Ontology annotation, molecular function: RNA endonuclease activity.